Molecule: messenger RNA, 2238 nt
Organism: Vitrella brassicaformis
Lineage: Eukaryota; Vitrellaceae
Source: the annotation of a GenBank genome assembly
CCCGACUAUCGAUCGCCCAUGCCUGGGUGACUGAGCGAUGACCUUCAUCCCCCAUCCAUCCAUGAGUGAGUGAAUCUAUUUGUGCGUUCGUUUACCCAUCCACCCACCGCACGGACGAAGCCAGCCAAUGAAUGUCACAGCAGCAGGCAAUCGGUCUCUCUACACUACGCGUCGAUCUGCUUGGCCUCGUCGUGCAUCUCGCCGUGCAUGGUGGUGGCGAGGUGUGCCUUGAGCUGUUUGAUGAGCGGGAGAGGGCUCCGGUUGGACUUCUUCAUGUCGGUGAUGGUCUCGAUGGCCGUCCGGGCGAAGUCGGCGUCCUCGUGAGCUAUCCUGUCCAGUCUCCUGUUGCGCAUGAGACACAGACACCAUGUUAGUGUCAAUCCAUGUGUGUACGAGCCUUGCAGAUCAGAUAGACUCCACUCCCACUCACUUCUGCAUGCUGGCACGCUCAUCGUCUUUCGCUUUCUGAACAGCGGCACAACACAAACAAGACAGACAACUGCCCUUCCUGCUGUGCUGACGGGCGACACACGGCAAUCAGUCAAUACAAGCGAGACCCACCUUACCUGGACUUCCCAGGCCUUCAGCUCUGCCAGCUGUCGGUUGAAUGCGGCGAGGUCCUGCAGCUCCUUGAACCGCCGUCUCCGGUCCUCGUCGUCCCGCUCGCACAUGGCACUGAACGACGAGUGCCAGUGCUGCAACAUCCGCUGAUCCUCCGCUCUCCGCGCCUCCUCGUUCGCCUGGGCAAAGGACAAGGAAGAGAAGAGCAAGUCUCUUCCCUGGUUUGUUACAGGCACACUGUGUGUGUGUGUGUGUGUGUCUGUGUGUCUGUGUGUCUGUGUGUCUGUGUGUCUGUGUGUGUGUGUGUGUGUGUUGGCUGCCUUUUUCAUGGCGAGUUGCUGUGCUCUGUGCUCUUCGAUCAUCUGUCUCUGCAGGCGGGCCUGCUCCUCUUUGGCCAUGAAUUUGGCGUCCUCCUUGGCCUUGAACUCUGCUGCCUGAUCGUUUGAUGAAUGAGAGAAAGAGGGGAUGUUUUGGCUUGUUAGUUUCGUCCUCACCUCCCUCUCAGCUCUUGUCUCGUCAGCCUCAUGAAUGGCCUGCAGCAGUCUGGCCUGUUCGUCGAUCAUCCUCUGCCUGGUGGCCAGCUUGGCGUUGAAGAUCUCCUCGGACCUCUUCUGCAUCUUCUCCUGCAUCUCCUCCUUCCGCUUGGCCCAGCCGGAGAUGGCGGCGUCCUGCUCGGCCUCCACCUGACGCUCGCGCUGCUUGAGCUCCUCAAAGUACUUGUUGGACUUGACCGUCUCUUCCAAGGUUUUCUGCGCCAUCUCGCGGCGCUUGACCUCGGCGGUGCGCUCGGCGAUGAUGUCCUCCUCGGCCUUCUUCUUGAGCAUCUCGCCCUGGAGGAUCUCAUCCUGGAUCUCUUGCAGACGCCUGCGCUUCAUUUCUUCCAGCUGCUCGGCGCGCUCCUUCUGUGUCUCGGACACCUUCUUCUCCCGCUCUAGGGACUCGGCAACCUCCCUCUCAAGCGCUCGGCGAUACGCCUGCAGCGCAUACACAACAAAUUGAUGGUCAUGUGUGUUGCCUGCAUGCCGUCUGUCAUCGACCUGCUGUUCUUGCUCGAGGUGGAAGGCCUCCCUUUGUUUCUCGAGCGCACCGAGCUCCUCCUUGAGCGUUCGCUCCUCCUCCCAGUCAGUGUGGAUGUCUGUGAGCAUGGCGUUGCCCUGGAAAGCCCUGAAGUGCUCGCCGUGCUGCCGAGACAGCUCCAGGGCCCGGCCGAUGGCCUUCUUCUUGAGCUCCUUCUGGUAGGCAGCCUCCUCGUUGUCCACCGCCUUUGCAAACCAACCCAUUACAGACAGACAGACACCGUGCUGCUCGUGCUCCCUGGGCAUGAUUGGCUCGUAACACGUGUGUGCUGAGUGUGCUGACCUGCUUGGCUGCCUCCUCGUCUGCCAGGCGCUUCUUUCGCAUCUCUAUCUUCAGUCUUCGCGCACCUGAAAAUAGAGGAAGGAACGAAGGCAUAUUGAAGGGCCCCUGGCCAUUUGGCGAUGGUUCGGCUCACCCUGCAGCGUGUUUGACCACCGCGAGGCCCUCUCCUGCGACUUUUUGUGGAGUGCGAGGCGGUCUUCGGUGCCGUCGUCCUUGCUGUCCUCAGCAAGGGACGAACGGGCCCUCAUUUUCUCCAGCUCACUGGCGCAUAUCACCAUCUGUGUGUUUGCAGCUUUGAGCUCCGCCAUUUCACGACGC